Molecule: messenger RNA, 3955 nt
Organism: Malurus melanocephalus (red-backed fairy wren)
Lineage: Eukaryota; Metazoa; Chordata; Aves; Passeriformes; Maluridae
Gene: RILPL1
Product: Rab interacting lysosomal protein like 1
Exons: 7
Coding region: 206-1414 (402 amino acids)
Biological process (GO): cilium assembly
Cellular component (GO): ciliary basal body; cytoplasm
Molecular function (GO): protein dimerization activity
Source: RefSeq, a predicted model, not a curated record
CGGCGGGGCGGUGGUGGCGGGGACGCCGCGCCCGCCUCCCGCCGCCGCUCCCCCAGCACCGCCCGGCCAAGUUUAAACACCCCCGGCCGAGCCGUCCGGAGUUGGCGGGAGUUGCGGGGGACAGCGGGAUCAGCUGCAGGGGGACCGCCCCGCCCGGAGCGCGUCCCGCCGCCGCCUAUGCGGGCACCGCGGGGCCGGGCGAGCCAUGGACGGCGGCGGCGGCGGGGCGCCGCCCGCCCUGGAGAAGAACGCGGCGGAGCUGACGGUCAUGGAUGUGUACGACAUCGCCUCGGCCGUGGGGCAGGAGUUUGAGCGGGUGAUCGACCAGCACGGCUGCGAGGCCAUCGCCCGCCUCAUGCCCAAGGUGGUGCGGGUGCUGGAGAUUCUGGAGGUGCUUGUGAGCCGCAACCACAUCAACCCCGAGAUGGAGGAGCUGCGCCUGGAGCUCGACCGCCUGCGCCUGGAGAGGAUGGACCGCAUCGAGAAGGAGCGGAAGCACCAGAAGGAAUUAGAACUGGUGGAGGAUGUCUGGAGAGGGGAAGCACAGGAUCUUCUUACCCAAAUUGCACAGCUGCAGGAGGAGAAUAAACAACUGAUGACAAACUUAUCUCACAAAGACAUUAAUUUCACAGAAGAGGAAUUUCAGAAGCAUGAAGGGAUGUCAGAGAGAGAGCGGCAAGUCAUGAAGAAGCUGAAGGAGGUGGUAGAUAAACAGAGGGAUGAAAUCAGAGCAAAGGACCGGGAACUUGGACUGAAAAAUGAGGAUGUAGAGGCUCUUCAGCAGCAGCAGAACAGGUUAAUGAAAAUCAACCACGACCUGCGGCACCGCAUCACGGUGGUUGAGGCUCAGGGGAAGGCGCUGAUCGAGCAGAAGGUGGAGUUGGAAGCRUAUCUGCAAACCAAGGAGCAGGAGAUGGGCAACCUGAGAGCAGAGCUGGGGAAACUCCGGGAAAAACUGCAGGGUGAGGACAGCCAGGCCAGCCAAAAUGGGGAGGAAGUAAAGGCAGAACCAAACAAUGAUGAUUGUCUCUCUGAGUCAGAAAAGAUGGCAAUGGACUUAAAAGAUCCCAAUCGCCCAAGAUUCACCCUGCAGGAGCUGAGGGAUGUCCUUCACGAGAGGAAUGAACUGAAAUCUAGAGUGUUUUUACUUCAAGAGGAGCUUUUAUAUUACAAAAGUGAGGAAAUGGAAGAGGAAACUAGAUCCCCACAGCCCACACCCAUAAUUCAGCCAAAACCCUCAACUCAGCCUGAAUCUGGAAUCAAACGACUAUUUAGUUUCUUCUCUCGUGAUAAAAAACGUCUGCAGACAUCACAGAAAAAUGUCCACUUCCAGGGAACUUUUGGAGAAUGGUCACAUUCAAACAGAGAUGACUCCUACAUGGAACAAGGACAAGAAGCCCUGCAACACCUGUGACUGAAGCCUCGAGGUGUUUGGUUUACUGCAGUAGAUCUCGACAGUCUCGUAACAAGAAGCUUCUGUAAAGCAUCGYGGCAGCUCGUCACUAUUUCUUGCCUUGCACACCUCGGGGGUUGUUUCAGACUCUCCAAAAGGGAUCCCUCACUGUUCACUUGGUGACUGUUUGCUGCAAACAGGAACCCAAGCUUUGUAGUAACAGCUGCUGACACCCUGGGACAUGGAAGCUUCUAGAUGACUUGUUUUGUGCUGAAUAACAAGUCUGUGAUCUUGUUCAUGCAUUAACUACAGUAACACAAGCUUCUUUAAACCAAAAAAGGACCUGUGCCAUUAUUAGAAGUUUGUUUGCAGUGUAUAUCUAGUACAGGGCAAAGACUUUUACCCUGUUUGUUAACACUAUCGGUUGUUUGCUUUUUAUUUCUGUAAGAAUUUUUUUCAAGAGGGAUACGACAGCUGGACACCCUUGGUGGCAGCCCACAGCUCUGCUCUGUCCUGUCAGUGCUGCUGGCAUCGGCUCUUGCAGAGCCACCCCUUGGAAAUCCACCUGACACGGUGACAAACUGGAGUAGCCUUGAGAGGGACAGUGAGUGUACAUUUCCCUUGUGUUUAUAGUGCCUAAAGCAUGAAGAACCCAUGUAUGAGGUGCGUGUGCCUUGGAUUCUGCAGUAUUAAUGGCAAACMAAUUGCUUACAGGGAGGAAUCUGAACAGUUGAAUUUUUACCAGAGACUUCCCCCCAGCGUAGCAGGCAGCUGCUGUAAAGGGAUUAGAUCAUUCCCACAGACAGGUUUUUAAUUCACACUCCAGUUUCCUGUUUAGGUAAGACUGCCCAACUUCAGAGGGAAACAUGACCUAGACAUGACCCCAACCUUUUCUCUUGACUAACCCACAUGGGCAGAGCAGGUGAAUUCUGUGAGUUGUUGGUAGAUGUCUGGGUAGCCCAUUAUGGGACUUAACUCGCCAGUAACAGCCUGACAACCAACCCACAGGGACUGGGCCUUGAUCUGCUGUGCAGCUGAGCUGGUGAGACCCUGGGUCUGACCAAGGUUGUCCUUCCAACACUAAAACCCCCCCAGAGUCAGUGCUGUGGAYAGCCCAGUGUCAGUGCACUCCCCACCUCUGCUGCAACACUCCACAACACACCUGACAGGUGGGAGAGGGUGAGUGUAUCCACAGCUCCGUGUGAGGAUGGGGCUGAGGUGUCUCUGACCUUGGCCGUGUGCUGGCAAGGUCCUUGCUGGAGCACCACUGCUCGUGAGGAGGAUCUGGUGCCAGCAGGGCCAUGGGCAGCUUCUGCAYGUGCAGCUCAGUGCCAGGGGCUGGGAGUUGCUGUUGGCCUCACCUGUUCUGCAAAGCCUCUUCUCAGGAGUGGCACCAAGGACAGGAAACAGAGCUCAGGCUGGAGUGAAACUCCAACUACUCCAGGUACUGAGUGUAGGAGGAACUCUCAAAGGACUUCAGAGGGCUUAGUGCAGGCCAAUUGUUUUUAUUGCAGAGUGAUCCAAGACUGGAUUUUUCAUGUGUGUGAGCAGCAAAUGAUUCUUAGCCUUAGUAAAACCUUGGCAAGAAACUGCUCCUUGCAGUGAUGGGCUGUGUGCUGCCCUGCUCCUGGCUGUAACUGCUUCAUUCCAACAUGGACCUUUCUGCAUGUUCUAGGUAGGGAAAGUGUUUACUGUGCCCCCCUGGUGUCACUGCAGCUCGGGGCAGGGGGYACAUGUGGCCUUGUAUGAGACACCUGCAUUUGAAACAGUGAGGCAGCAUCUGAUAUGGGUAAUGGGCAGAUGUAAUUUUGUCUGGUUAUAUUUUGGUAACUUCCUUAAAACAGCAGCACACCCCCUUUGUGUGAAAUUCUUAAAUGAGGGAAGUGUCUUAAUGAUAUUUAAAUUGCCAGGAUCUGGCUUCACUUCCAUUUGAGGAAAUAAAAAGUCCAGURCAGUCACAUCAGGCAGUUAAAUGGUGAGUGACCCCGUGGAGUCUCUCCCGAGCGCAGCUGAGUCGUGUGGCGCAUUCAGAAGGGAUGCAGUGAGCAGAAACAAAGCCAGAACUGCACGGCCUGAGUAAGCAGAUCCCUUUGGAAAUCAGCUGAGAGCAGUGAGCUGGGAUAAUGGAAGCACACAGACCGAAGCUAAGCUGGUGCAGCACAAAGGAAGUCUCCAGGYCUGGUGCACACAGAGCCCAUCCAGAGCCCGGGGCACUGCUCUCGGGCUGCUCUGCAGCCAACAUCACACCACUGCAGGGAGCAGGAGCCUUCCCCCACUCAUCCCUGCAGCCCAGUCCCUCCAACCCCUCGGGAGCUCCUCCUGACCUGCUGGCAUUAACCACUGGUUCUCAUGUUCACAAUGCUGCAUUCACACACCCCAAGUGCCGUCGGGAAUGAUGGCRCAGAGGGAAGUGUUUGUUCUUCAGAUCUGUCAUGUAUUGUUUGUCAAUAUUCGAGGAAAAUCUGCUUUUAGAAAAGGGGCCAGGAUGGUGGCAGGUAAGGGGUGUAACAAUCCUGUCUGCCAAGUGCAGGAUCACUGACAUUUUUUGGGUUGUUUUUUUUU